Molecule: messenger RNA, 801 nt
Organism: Geodia barretti
Lineage: Eukaryota; Metazoa; Porifera; Demospongiae; Tetractinellida; Geodiidae
Source: the annotation of a GenBank genome assembly
AUGGUUACCACGACGCCGGCCCGUCUAGCGGCCGAACUAAUCUUCGAAAAAUACCAGUCCGUGAAGCCCUUUGAUCGACUCCCGGAUAACCUGUUCCCGAAGACGCUGGAAGAAGCCUACGGGAUUCAGAGAGAACUGCACUGCAUGUUGUCGAGCAUCUGGGGGCCGUUGGCCGGGUACAAGCUGGCUUAUACCACGCCGGUGAUGCAGGAACGGGCCGGUCUGGAUCAUCCGGUAUUGGGCGCGUUGUUCAAAAAGGUGAUUUCGCGCUCGCCGGUGGUAUUGAACUACACCGAGUACGUGAACCUGGGCAUUGAGCUGGAGGUUGGAGUUACGCUGGGUCGCGACCUGCCGGUGUCGGGAGCGCCCUACACCCGGGAAAAGGUGGCCGAAGCGGUGGCGGAGGUGGCAACGGCGUUUGAAAUCGUGGACAUGCGGACACCGCCCGACCUGACCACCGAAGAACGAACGUUGUUCAGCGUGGCCGUCAACAUUCUGAAUUCGGGCAUCGUUCUGGGCGAUCCGAUUACCGACUGGCAAAGCAAAGACCUGGUGAACUGCAAAGGCGUGAUGACAAUCAACCACGAGCACGUGGGCGAGGGGUAUGGCCGUGAUGUGAUGGGUCAUCCCUUCGAGCCGCUGGUGUGGCUUGCCAACGAACUGGCGAAGCACAACCACCCACUGAAGGCAGGGGACGUGGUUAUUACGGGAAGCCUGGUGCCUCCGACUCCGCUGGAAUUUGCAUCGGAAGGCCGGAUUUCCAUUGAAGGAUUGGGCGAGGCCGUGGUGGUGGUGGCCUGA